Dioszegia hungarica is the source of this 852-nucleotide messenger RNA. RefSeq lists its product as uncharacterized. The record is from RefSeq and is a predicted model, not a curated record. The transcript is spliced from 4 exons. Lineage: Eukaryota; Fungi; Basidiomycota; Tremellomycetes; Tremellales; Bulleribasidiaceae. The coding region runs from base 1 to 852 and encodes 283 amino acids.
AUGUCUAACCUCUUCAGCGCAGACAACUCUCUCGAUGCCAAAAGACAGGCAGCGAAGGCGAGUCUAAUCGCCCGCAGACAAGCUCGAGCACCCUCCGUAUUCCCUCAGCCAACACUCAUCCCCUUCCCAUCAUCCAUCACGCCUUGGCGAUCCAAGCCUGCGAGCAUCGGUGCGUCAAGCGACGCGGGAUGGGGCGGUGGAUGGACAGGCAUCGUGGCGCAGAGAGAUCCAGCAGUGGAGUUGAGGGAUGGCGAGGAGUGGGCGGUGGAGAAGGGCGGCGAGAUUGUGAAGAUCGCCCAUAUCGAUGCCGACAGCGGAGACCGCUUGGCAGGGUGGGUCGAGGACCAUCUUCCGGACGGCCAUUCCGAUGCUCCGAGUCGGUACCUGGGUGUCAGCAACACGUCCAUAUCUGUCCGGUGCCGCUCAUCUCUCCCGGCCGAGCUCAAACCGCAAGACUAUGACCUGGCGGUAGCACGCCAUUUCCUAUCAUGCGGCAUAGUUGCGAAAGACCAGCUGGUUCUCAACUUUGCGGGAUGCAAGCUCCAACUCUCGUUAGCAUGGAGGCUGCACGAGCCUCGAGGCAAACGUAUCGUCACGCACGAUCUGCCGCGACCCGACCAUACCCCCCAAGACGUCGGUAUGCCCCUGGCCCCGCUCCCAGCGGCUCUACCUUUUCGCUUCCUCCCCCCGCAUGUCGCGAUCCGCCGCUACGGGCCGAGACAAACGCCGGCCGACUACCUAUCCGAGCAGACGCUGCUCACCAACGAGGAGGGGUUACCAUCACCCCGCAGCACGGUCCACCCCGACACUCAGAUCCGGCUCGGAGCAGACGGUCGUCCCUCAUCAGCCUAA